GAAAGGAAAGUUAAGCAAAUCUCUCUCUUCUCUCUCUUCCUUCUCUAGUUAGUUCUGAAAUUGGGUUUUGGAGGCCAUGGAAAUAUUAUUAUUAGGUCUGGUGUUUUCAUCAAGCCUUUUGAUCAUCAUGUAUUGUUUUCACGCUUUAUGGUUAAGACCUCAAUGGGCUAGAUUGAAACUCAGGAGCCAGGGAAUCCGAGGCCCCACGCCUUCUUUUCUAUAUGGGAAUCUGCCUGAGAUGCAGAGAAUCCAAGCCUCCUCCGCCGCUGCGGCCAGGAAAUCUACCGGCGCCGCCAACCGCGCCGGUGAGUUUGUGGCUCAUGAUUAUACAUCCACCGUCUUCCCCUAUUUCGAGAUAUGGAGAAAACAAUAUGGGUCAAUAUACACUUACACAACAGGGAACAGACAGCACCUGUAUGUGAACAGGCCGGAGAUGUUGAAGGAAAUGAACCAGACAAUAACAUGGGACUUUGGUAAGCCAUCUUACUUGACUAAGAGGCUGGCACCCAUCCUUGGCCAAGGCAUCUUGAGGUCUAAUGGCCAUUCUUGGUCCCACCAGAGGAAGAUCAUUGCUCCUCAGUUCUUCAUGGACAAAGUUAAGGGCAUGGUGGGGCUGAUGGUGGAGUCGGGUGGUUCACUGAUCAGAGAGUGGGAGGCCUGCAUUCAAGCUCAGGGCGGUGUCACGGCAGAUAUCAUGGUCGACGAACACCUCAGAUCUCUCUCUGCCGACGUCAUCUUCAGAGCUUGCUUUGGCGGCAGCAGCUCUUCUUCAAACCGCAAACAAAUCUUCACCAAGCUUAGGCUUCUCCAGAAGGCCAUCUCCAGUCAAUCCUUCCUCUUCGGAAACAGAUUAUUAAUCCCUAGCAAGAGGCAGAAGGAGAUUAAGGAGUUGGAGAAGGAGAUUGAGUCUCUGAUAUGGGAGGUGAUCACGGAUAGAGAGAAAGAAUUAUGCAUGGCCGGCAGUAAUACUGCAUCCAAAUCGAAUUUACUCUUUUCCAUUAUGGAAGGAGCAGGAGCAGCCACUGAAGAAAAUUCAAGAAUCUCCAAGAAAUUCAUCAUCGACAACUUCAAGAACAUGUUUCUAGCAGGGCACGAAUCCACCGCAGUGGCCGCCUCCUGGUGCCUCAUGCUCCUGGCCCUUAAUCCCGACUGGCAAACACGUGUCCGUGAGGAAACAGCCCGUGUUUGCCCAGACGGGGUCAUAGACGCCAGCUCCCUCCCAAAGAUGAAAACGGUAACCAUGGUGAUCCAAGAGACUUUGAGGCUCUAUCCGCCCGCUGCUUUCGUGUCGCGAGAAGCACUGGAGGAGAUUCAGUUUGGGGCUGUGACCGUACCCAAGGGAGUGUGCGUGUGGACCCUGAUUCCUAUGCUGCAUAGGGACACCGAGGUAUGGGGCAGCGACGCAGGAGAGUUUAAGCCGGAGAGGUUUGCAAACGGCCUGGCCGCAGCAUGUAAGGUCCCGCAUGGUUACAUUCCCUUCGGGAUGGGACAGCGCUUGUGCCUUGGACAGAACUUUGCCAUGGUCCAGCUCAAGAUUGUGCUCUCACUUAUUAUUUCUAAAUUCUCCAUUGCCCUAUCCCCAAAAUACAUUCAUUCCCCCGCCUACAGAAUGAUUGUCGAGCCAGGAAAUGGUGUACAUAUCAUCCUACACAGAUGUUCCUAGAUCCGCUACCUCUCAACUAGUCAUUCCAUUUCUCUCUCUUUUUCUUUUUCUUUUUCUUUUUCUUCUUCUUCUUCUUCUUCUUCUUCUUCUUCUUCUAAUAUAUGUAUAAUUAAAUCUAUUUUAUUAGAUGAUGAUCAUCGGAUAAACCUUUACUUA
This is a messenger RNA of Impatiens glandulifera, 1819 nucleotides long. RefSeq names its product cytochrome P450 714A1-like. Lineage: Eukaryota; Viridiplantae; Streptophyta; Magnoliopsida; Ericales; Balsaminaceae. Gene Ontology annotation, molecular function: iron ion binding; monooxygenase activity; heme binding. The transcript is spliced from 4 exons. The record is from RefSeq and is a predicted model, not a curated record. Bases 77 to 1663 code for a protein of 528 amino acids.